AUGACGAAAAUUAAUGGAGAAAAAAUGAGACUUUCCAAUGGCCAAGAGCCAUAUGGUAUUGAUUUAGAGUCUAAAAAUGAAGUAGACAUGCAGUUCAGAGAAGACAAAAUAAGAAUCAAGAUCCAUUGGGUACCUCUAGUUCUUAAUUUUCCACAUAGAGUUCAAAUUGGAAGUACCAUUCAAGCGAAUCCCAUUGUUGAACAAUUGAAGAAAUUGGCUGAAAAGAUAGAUUUGAGAACAACGCAAGAUCCUGGAAAAGCCACACAUUACAUUGCUGCUAAUGACAGUCCUACGUAUGGACUACGCAUAUCUUUGCUGCGAGGAAUUUCGGUAGUAAAUGAAAAGUGGAUUGAUUUUGUAUUGCAAAACCAGGACAACUAUGAACUGUGGUUCCACAUCGAUACUCCUGACUUAUUACCAAGUAGCACAAAGGAGCAGUUUUAUCUCUUCUCUAACCCGAAAAGAGGUGUACUUCUUCACAAUUGUGUCGUUCUCGUUCUUGAAUCUCCAACUGCGAAACUCGAAACCAUAGUGAACUCAAUAGGUGGAACAGUACACUUUAUCGAUGUUACUGAUUUGAAUCCAGAAGACACCAGUGCAUUCUUCAGCCGGUUGGAACUGCAGAAGGAUACGUGGGGCCAAUCGACUACCUAUCUUUUGCAUCCAAAAGCCAGAGAUGGUCUUUCGGCCAUUUCAGAUUUAACCGACUUCAAAACCAUUACUUUGGAUGACCUUUUCGAGAGUGUUUGCAAUUGUUCAACUCUGAACCUACACCAAUUUGAAUUAAGAAAAGAUGUGAAACGAAAAGCUGACACCCAAGUGAGCCAGUCCAAGCGAAGACGGGUAAAGAAAAUCAGCAAAACAGAGUUUUUUAAUUUUUCAUCUGCACCUCCACAAAUAGAGCGGUCAAGCACUAAAACCCAGGCUCCAACUCUGGUUGAGAACGACGAACAAAACCAAGAGGAAAAAGAAUCCAAUGGGAUUGAGCUAUCUUCUCAAAAACCGCCAGAAGACAAUACUACAAUGAUGAUGUCUGAUGAAGACUCUGUCCAUGAAGCCCCAGAACCCGCACAACCAACAACAUCCCACACCGAAAACAAGCCGGUACAACCAACACCUGAGUAUGAGAAAAUUGGAAAGUUUAUGCCUCAAGUUAGCUUUCACGAAGCUGUUAAAAGAACAAAGGAGAAACAGACCGAGUCUAUCAAGAAGGACUUGGGCCUCGAUUCCAUUGAAGACGAUAUUUCCCUGCAAUUGGUAGACCUUGCAGUUGUAGAAUACGUACCUUUGAUCAGGCCCAAAGCGAGAGGUACACAGGCACCACCAACCGACUACUCGGGUAGGAAAAAUUUUAAAAACUUCAAAAAGGUUGCUCUGAAUGUUAGAGUCCGUCUGAAAGUGGAACUUGUUUCAGCAACGACAAUUACAGAAAAGCACCAGAUGACUAUUGAUUACAAUAGUAUACCGGAAGUUGCAAACUUUGCAGGUGAGAUGCCACCAGUAAAGGGAGUAGAACCACGAGGAAUUUUGGACCAAUACUACAUGGAGGAAGAUGCUCCUCUGUUUUCAUUCCGUAAUCAAGAGCCUGAACCCAAUAAUUCUCUUUUUGUGAGUGAGGACGACUCACAGGUUCAAGCUACAAAUACGAAUUUUGCAACUGCCUCGAAAAAAAUUGAGGAUGAUGACGAUGACGACGACGACCAGCCGAGAUUUGCAUUUCGGCGCAACUAA
Molecule: messenger RNA, 1731 nt
Organism: Meyerozyma guilliermondii ATCC 6260
Lineage: Eukaryota; Fungi; Ascomycota; Pichiomycetes; Serinales; Debaryomycetaceae
Exons: 1
Coding region: 1-1731 (576 amino acids)
Source: RefSeq, a predicted model, not a curated record